This is a messenger RNA of Mesocricetus auratus (golden hamster), 1661 nucleotides long. It is a transcript of the gene Lrrc39, whose product is annotated as leucine rich repeat containing 39. The transcript has 9 exons. NCBI's taxonomy places the organism in Eukaryota, Metazoa, Chordata, Mammalia, Rodentia, Cricetidae. Gene Ontology annotation, molecular function: protein binding. Bases 225 to 1226 code for a protein of 333 amino acids. The record is from RefSeq and is a predicted model, not a curated record.
UUAGAACUAGGCUGACAUUACUUUUCACUUGGUUACAGCCUGUCAGAGGAUUUUAGUUAUUUGGAUCCACGCUGGACAAAAUUCACCUUGUGUUUCUAGCUGAAAAUCGGGAGCUUUGGGUGUGUUGGCUGCAGCAUCCCCCAAGGGUCUUCUCAGAGGUGGCCGGGGACUCAGCUCUUCAGAACUAAAUGAAGUAGAUGACUUGACUACAAUGCGGAAAAAUCAUGACAGAAAAUGUGGUUUGUACUGGGGCCAUCAAUGCUGUAAAGGAAGUCUGGGAAGAAAGAAUAAAGAAACACAACGAAGACGUGAAGCGAGAGAAGGAAUUUCAGCACAAGCUAGUGCGGAUCUGGGAAGACCGAGUAAGCUUAACUAAGCUGAGAGAAAAGGUCACCAGGGAAGAUGGAAGAGUCGUUCUGAAGAUAGAAAAAGAAGAAUGGAAGACUCUUCCUUCUUCUUUACUGAAACUGAAUCAGUUGCAAGAAUGGCAACUUCAUAGGACGGGGUUGUUGAAAAUUCCUGAAUUCAUCGGAAGAUUCCAGAAUCUCAUUGUGCUAGACUUAUCUCGAAACACAAUUUCAGAGAUCCCCCGAGGAAUUGGACUGCUCAUCAGACUGCAGGAACUGAUUCUUAGCUACAACAAAAUCAAGACUGUCCCCAAAGAACUGAGCAACUGUGCCAGCUUGGAGAAGCUAGAACUGGCUGUGAACAGAGAUAUAAGUGACCUCCCCCCGGAGCUCAGCAAACUGUUAAGACUCACCCACCUUGAUCUGAGUAUGAACAACUUCACUACAAUCCCUCUUGCUGUCUUGAACAUGCCUGCCCUGGAGUGGCUGGAUAUGGGAAGCAACAACCUUCAACAACUUCCUGACAGUCUAGAAAGAAUGCAAAGUUUACAUACAUUGUGGCUACAGAGGAAUGUAAUAACUUGCCUGCCAGAAACAAUCAAAAAUAUGAAAAACUUAGGGACUCUUGUUCUCAGCAACAACAAACUGCAAGAUAUUCCAGGCUGCAUGGAAGAAAUGACAAAUCUGAGGUUUGUCAACUUUCGAGACAACCCGCUGAGAUUAGAGGUGACACUUCCUCCCAGUGACAACACAGAAGGAGAGGAUGAACAGGAGUUGUUUGGGCUUCAGUUCAUGCGUGCAUACAUACAAGAGUCACGGAGAACAGAUGACCAAGUCAACGGUCUGGCUCUGCCAAUCUCUAUACAUUCUGAUGGAUAAAGUAAUUCUAAGAGCCCUGCUGAAAGGAAUACUUGGAGGACAUGGUCAAUUGUCUGUUUGGACUUUGGAAGUAAAAACAAACAAAACAAAAAUCCUGAUAUCAAUAUUUUUGUGAAUAUAAAAAUAUAACUUAAAAAGAAUGAAAUUUUUUUGUUUGCAGAAGACAACUGAUGUUCAUGUUCCUUUUUCAUUUAUGAGUUGCUUCCUGUAAUGAAAGAUGAGCUGGUAUAGCAGUUAAUAACACGUUUUCCAGAGACACCGAUGGGUCUGUAUAGUAUUGUAAGGCAGGAUUGAAGCCUUUCUGUUGUAAAUACUGGAGUCGGCCUUGGUCAAUCAGCAAUUUGCAAAGAUGUCCUAUGUUCUUUUUCUCUUCAGCAGUAAGAAUCCUACAGUGAAUAAACACACAGGGAAUUAAAGCUUUGUAAAAAUUCCUAA